UGUUUGCUUUGCUGUGGUUGGUAAGUUCGUAUUGUAUAUCACAACUGCACACGUAUCUCCAUGAGUCUAAUUUUGCCUGACCAACCUUGAAACAAACCUUUAUGAAUUCCAAUAAGUUAUUGACAGCUAACACUGUAAACAUGCGUGAAAUUAAAUAGUUCACCGUAGUCCUGGCAACUAAAAACCUAUCGUCGAUUGUAAUUUUUUGAUUGUAAACACGUAACUGGAGAGAGAGAGAGCUAGCUAUCGUUUUUGGUUGAUUUUUUUUUUUUUUUUUUUAAUUCAAAAGUAUUCUUUCUUUAGGGUAGUCGGAACUCCCUUUCCGUUUCACAGUGCUGUAUUGAAAGUAGACCCUACUGCAAUGUGUACACGUACGGUAUUUCUCCAGCAGGUUUCCGUUUGUCCCAUGUAUGCAUUUAGUUACGUGGUGUUCGCUCCUUGUGUUUUGGUUUUGCCUUGCCCAUGAGGGUGCAUCUGGCCUGUGCUUCCAAUACCACCACCAGGCUGAGCUGAAGCACUACCUGCACUGGGUGAGCAAAACCUACCCGCACAUAACCCAUCUCUACUCCAUAGGGCAGUCCCGUGAAGCCAGUGGGCCGAGAGCUGCUUCUUCACUUAAUUGACCUGCUGGUGUCUCAAUACGGCAAAAUGAAGACCAUCACCAGCCUAGUCAACAACACCCGCAUUCACAUCCUGCCCAGCAUGAACCCUGAUGGCUUCGAGAUGUCUGUGCCAGGGGCGUGCAGUGGUGUGGAUGGGAGAUAUAACAAGAAUGGUGUGGAUCUUAACCGGAAUUUCCCAGACCUGUUCUCCAUUAACCAGGUCACCAUAGAGCCAGAGACAUUGGCGGUGAUGCGCUGGACAGACAUGGAGACCUUUGUCCUCUCAGCCAACCUGCACGGGGGUGCUGUUGUGGCAGCCUACCCCUAUGACAACAAUAUGUCUGGUAAAAGUAGAUACACAAAGUCCCCAGAUGAUGAUGUGUUUAGAUACUUGGCAAGCAUCUAUUCCAUCAACCACAGGAGGAUGUUUAAAGGCAACCAGUGUAAAAUGAGCUUCCCAGGAGGAGUGGUGAAUGGAGCUAGUUGGUACACCUUAAUAGGAAGCUUGCAGGACUAUGGUUACAUUUGGACCCACUGCUAUGAGCUGACCAUAGAGGUGUCCUGUUGCAAAUACCCCUCCGCAGAGCGGCUACAGUUCUAUUGGGCAGAGAACAAGAAGGCUCUGAUACAGUUCAUCACACACGUUCACCUGGGGGUAAAGGGUAGAGUCCUGGAUGACAAGCAAAACCCCAUUGCUAACACAUCUGUGCUGGUCAUGGGUAGAGAUGACGUGAUGCCAUACAAAACCAACCAGCUUGGGGAAUACUACAAGAUAUUAAAGCCAGGGAGCUACAUGUUUAGGGUUGAAUCUCCAGGUUAUGUACCUCUGAUGGUGAAUAUCCAUGUGAAGGACACCUCCCACAUGUGCUCUGAAAGGAACUCUGUAACACAUUGUUGAGCCAUUCCAUAAAAGUAAAGCUUGGCCUUGCUGCUAUGCCUUAUAAAAGUAAAGCUUGGGCUUGCUACUAUGCUUAUAAAAGUUUACCACUGUAGAUUUGCAUGGUAGUUUAGCAGUUUUCCCAUGCUUUUCCCAUGAUUUAGUAUGCCUUUAACAUGGAUUAAUAAGGAUUGCCAUGUUUUUUAAUAUGGCAUACCUCUCUAGGCUUUACGAUGCUUAUCUAUGCUGUACUGUGUUUUCAUUAAGCUUUAUUAUGCUUUGCCAUGCUUUUACUAUGGUAAACUUUAAUAAGGGAUAUAAUGAGCGUUUUGAUGGAGCCUAUCUUUACCUACAGCAUUAAGUACAGUUCAACAUGCCAUACUAGGAAAGAGAUGAAGGAGGUGGUUCAAGGGAGAUACAUUGCUGCUGUAUUACACUACAAUCUCCUCUUUGUUUAGAUGUAUCCACAAGGGGCAGUGUUGCAGGGGGCAGGUUAAUGGUUACGCUCUGGGGUACUAGAUGUACUUUUAGGUCUUAAUUCUGGGAGCUGUUGGGGCCACAGGGUGCUUUAAAUAGACACCAUGGACUAAAACAAAAUAAAAAAUAAAAAAGGCCUUGCAUACACACUUCUGUUUUCACAAGAUCAACAGCAUGAUUAGGAUUUAGCCAGAUCUCUCUGGAUAGCAGCCAAACAUGCUUAUAAAUUAAGAUAUCAUCUAAAACGGGUAUUUGCACAAUUUUUACUCGGUAGACAUUCAUACAUGCAACAAACUUUCUUAUGUUCUCAAGUCAUUAUAAGAUACUUAUCAACCCACUGUCAGAGUUUCUAGUAGUAAAAGCAGGGAUGACAUUCUCAAGAAAAAAAGUGCAGGUGUAAACAUUAAAAAAAUUGAGACAAUUUGUGCCAAUGAAUAAAUACUUUUAAAAUAUAUACAUUUCGGCACAUGAAACAUUUUGUAAUACAAAAUAAGCCUUUAAAAAACUGAUCAAAUACAAACAAUUCACCAUAAACAAAGAAGCAGAAAAUACUGAAAGCUUUGGACCCUCUGCAUGUAUCACUCAGUCAUGAAUCGUAAUAUAACACUGAAGUUAAACCUUCAAUGAUAUGUAUUAAGAAAUAUUAUACUAUGCAGUAACUGCUGUAGAGAGGGAGUUUUGUUUCAGAUAUCCUAAAAAAAGGAUGUUGGAAAAAAAAAGUUGAAUAAAAAAAAACUGCGCUGUACAAAAAUGAUACAAAAAGGUCCAAGUCAAACAAUGCACAUUGGUAAUAAAGUAUCAGGCACUACUCUUUAAAAACUGUUUACUUGACUUGACCAUUUUAAUCUCCAUAGUAUUCUCUGAAGUCAUCGCUAUACCUUCCAGACCCUGGGUACGCACCUACAACAGGACCUUGCCAUUCUACAAUGAUAGCCUUGGAUUAGAACACAUAUCCCUGUUAUUUAUUGUAUUUUACAUAUUAUUUAUCCUACAAUAAUAUAUUAUGUGUGCGCCUCUGUUGUGUUUAAGUGUAGAUUAAUUACCAUGCUCUAUUGUGUAUUUUUUUUUUUUUUGGUGUGUUUUUAAUCCCUGGUAAUUUGGUUCCUACACAAUAAACAAAUUUGGCAAAAAACACAUGUUCAUAAAGUAAUACUGUGGAAGGGCGAAAGCCCUAAUUGUUUAUUUAUGUGUGAAUACAGGGUUGGCAGG
This is a messenger RNA of Acipenser ruthenus (sterlet), 3165 nucleotides long. Its product is annotated as carboxypeptidase M-like. Gene Ontology annotation, molecular function: zinc ion binding; metallocarboxypeptidase activity. The record is from RefSeq and is a predicted model, not a curated record. The transcript is spliced from 7 exons. The coding region runs from base 649 to 1500 and encodes 283 amino acids. Gene Ontology annotation, biological process: proteolysis. NCBI's taxonomy places the organism in Eukaryota, Metazoa, Chordata, Actinopteri, Acipenseriformes, Acipenseridae. Gene Ontology annotation, cellular component: cell surface.